This is a messenger RNA of Galeopterus variegatus (Sunda flying lemur), 888 nucleotides long. Its product is annotated as transmembrane epididymal protein 1-like. The transcript has a single exon. NCBI's taxonomy places the organism in Eukaryota, Metazoa, Chordata, Mammalia, Dermoptera, Cynocephalidae. The record is from RefSeq and is a predicted model, not a curated record. Bases 1 to 888 code for a protein of 295 amino acids.
AUGGGAACCUUGGAGGGACACCUGCUGGCAGCAGCGUUCCUCCUCUUCUACGCACUCUACUAUUCGGUGCUGGUGUCCCUGGCCCUGCUGCGGGAACAGAGGGUCCUCAAACUCCCUCUGCCCCCAAGGGAGAAGCGAGGACACAAGUUGUGGCAGCGGGUACCACUGGAAGGAGUGAUAAAGGUGUUCGUCACCCUGACUGGCAUCCUCUCCGAGUUCUUCUACCCCCCAGGAGUAAACCGGCUGAUGUUAAUAGACUGGGAUGACCCUCGGCAGCCAUUCAUGUUCAAGAACAGCUGGCAUCACGUCACUAUAUACGGGUUCUUCCUGCUCAGUGGCGUCGUGGACAUCAUGAGCCAGUCAUGUUGGUCACGGCAGAACGUGAAGCUGGAGCGGGCAGCUGAGGCCCUGGCCUUCUACAUGAUGGUGUUGCUGUUUGCAAACCACCUGGAGAACAAGAGCAUCCUGGAGAUCCGAGUGCAUGUCCUGUUCCUGGUGCCCACCUUCCUGGUUGCCCUGGUGCUCACCAUUGAGGUCUGGGUCCCUGACCAGCCCCCACUCUGGGUGCUCAAGACCUGGAUGGGGCUGGUGCUUGGCUCCUGGAUGCUGCAGCUCUCCAUGCUGUUGUACGCCCCUCCCUCCGGACAGCCCUGGCGGGCAGACAGCCCCGUGGACCUCGCCUUCCUCACCAUCUUCUUCUGCUGGCACCUGGGCUUAGGGGCUGCCGUGCUGGCUGCUGUCUAUGGUCUCUGCAGCCUCUGGCACCAUCACUGCUCCUCCUGGACAGAGGCCCCAGGUGCCAGGUACCAGGAGUGCCCCACAGAUUCCAGUGGUGAAGAGCUGGAGAAGCUCAGGGAAGAUGCCUUGCUGCAGGAUGGAGUUGUCUAG